AUGGUCGUCUUCCUGCUGAUACUGAAACACGGGGAUGUAAACGAGGCGGCGGCGGCGGAGGAGGGAUGUUUUUUAAUGAGGCGACGCGGCGUGGACAUCAUUUUAACGCUCAAAAAAGAACCUGAAGAAGAAGACGGAGAGCGAGGAGACGAGGAGGAGGAGAACAAGGAGGAGAGGAGGAGAGGAGGGGAAGAGGAGGAGAAGAACAAGGAGAAGAGGAGGAGGAGAACAAGGAGAGAGAGGAGGAGAAGAGGAGGAGAGGAGGAGGAGAGCGAGGAGAGGAGGAGGAGGAGAGGAGGAGAAGAGGAGGAGAGGAGGAGGAGAGGAGGAGAAGAGGAGGAGAGGAGGAGGAGAAGAGGAGGAGAGGAGGAGGAGAGGAGAAGAGGAGGAGGAGGAGGAGGAGAGGAGGAGAGGAGGAGGAGGAGAGGAGGAGGAGGAGGAGAAGAGGAGGAGAGGAGGAGGAGGAGGAGAGGAGGAGAAGAGGAGGAGAAGAGGAGGAGAAGAGGAGGAGAAGAGAGGGAGAAGAGGAGGAGAGGAGGAGAAGAGGAGGAGAGGAGGAGGAGAGGAGGAGGACAGCGAGGAGAGGAGGAGGAGGAGAGGAGGAGAAGAGGAGGAGAAGAGGAGGAGAAGAGGAGGAGAAGAGGAGGAGAGCGAGGAGAGGAGGAGGAGGAGAGGAGGAGAAGAGGAGGAGAGCGAGGAGAGGAGGAGGAGGAGAGGAGGAGAGGAGGAGAAGAGGAGGAGAGGAGGAGGAGAAGAGAGGGAGAAGAGGAGGAGAGGAGGAGAGGAGGAGAGGAGGAGGAGGAGGAGAGGAGGAGAGGAGGAGAGCGCUCUGCUCCCUGA
This is a messenger RNA of Xyrichtys novacula (pearly razorfish), 840 nucleotides long. The record is from the annotation of a GenBank genome assembly. Lineage: Eukaryota; Metazoa; Chordata; Actinopteri; Labriformes; Labridae.